This is a messenger RNA of Anguilla rostrata (American eel), 6775 nucleotides long. RefSeq names its product apoptotic chromatin condensation inducer 1a (gene acin1a). The coding region runs from base 11 to 5668 and encodes 1885 amino acids. The record is from RefSeq and is a predicted model, not a curated record. The transcript is spliced from 18 exons. Gene Ontology annotation, molecular function: RNA binding. Gene Ontology annotation, biological process: RNA splicing. Lineage: Eukaryota; Metazoa; Chordata; Actinopteri; Anguilliformes; Anguillidae. Gene Ontology annotation, cellular component: precatalytic spliceosome; ASAP complex.
GACGUCAGCGAUGGAAGGCGUUGCAGCGACCGGAGUUGGAGAGAGAGCGAAGGGAAGCAAGAUGGCGGACCUCGAAGACGUUACGCUGGACGGGAGGCCGCUUCAUUCGCUCCGUGUGGCGGAUUUAAAAGCCGCUUUGGAGCAACGCGGCCUCCCUAAAAGCGGGCAAAAGAAUGCCCUAAUCAAGCGACUCAAGGGGGCUCUGAUGCUGGAAAACCUACAGAGAACCUCCACUGCUCACAUCGGACUGCAGCCAAACUCCCAGAUCGGGGAGGAGAUGAGUCAGAACAGCUUCAUCAAGCAGUACCUGGCCAAGCAGCAGGAGCUCCUCAGGCAGCGACUGGAGAGAGAGGCGCGGGAGGCGGCUGAAGCAGAUGACAUGGACAGCCCCGUAGGCCCAGACCAGGAGGACCAUGCUGAAGCUAAUGAUGGAGCUUCCUUUCCUCAACCAGGCCAGGAAGUCUCUCCUGUUGUGGGGAUCCAGAACAAGCGACGCCCUUUUGACCAGAGGGAGGAAAAGGAAGAAGGGGAGAAGGUUUGGGGAAGAACGGACAAGACAGGCGAGGAAGACGGGGCCGGGGAGACUGAGGCGGCGGCGGCGGCGGCGGAGCAGGCCUCGCCCUUCUCCCAGCCGAACACUCGCAGAGCGCCGUUCUAUCAGGGCCCGGCUGCGCAGGCGGCGGGCGACGCCCCCGCCGCGGAGCCCGAGCCCCAGGGGGCCCCGGGCAUCCGGGGCCGGUGGUCCUCCGGCCGGCAGAGCCAGGACGACCCCGCCCCCUCCUCGCCCUCGGCACCGCCCCGCGCCGUGGCCUCCCUCUCUGUGCGCGUGGUCGGGGACCCCGAGAGGCAGGGCCCGACCCAGCCCCGCCCGGCGGACCCGCCCGUCCCCGCCCACUCCGCCCCGCAGCCCGGCCUGGCCCAGCCCCAGCCCCAGCGGGCCUCGCGCUCCCAGCAGGACAGCGACGAGGACAGCGACGACGACGAGGAAGAGGACGACGAGGAAGAGGAGGAGGACUGGGGGCCGGGGCAAAGGAGGGGGAGCGGGUGGGAGCCCCCCAGCAGCCUGGCGGCUCGGGAGAGGUCCAGACGCGCCCAGCAGCCCUCCCAGCACAUCCCCCUGCAGAUGCCCCCCCACCAACCGCACCCCCACUCCCACCCUCAGCUGUCGCUUCGUCAGCCGACACCCCCGCCCUCCCCUCCUCCAGAGCUCUCCUUCCCCCUGCCCGAGACCCCCAAGCAAAGUCCACCCAGCCUGGAUGAGGCUGAAGGCGUGGCAGGGGCAGGGGCAGGCGGGGUGGGUGCGGUAGGGGUGCGGAGACACCCACCCGAGGGAGGCCGUUCCCCCCCGUCCCUGCAGCGGCAGGACAGCAGCUCCAGCUCCGGCAGCUCCAGCAGCAACAGCCGCAGCAGCAGCCCCGAGCCACACGGGGGCGCCGGCGAGCGCAAGCCCGGCCCGCUCACCCUGCUGGCGCGCAAGAUGGAGUCCGAGGGAGCCUUCGGCGGGGGCCGGAAGAAGGGCCGCGAGGAGCCGGAGGGAGCUGCCAUGGCAACCACCGCCGCCGACGGCCUGGCAGCGGCGCUGUUCCCCGGCGCCCUGCUCCGCGAGGGCGGAGUCUCGACAAUCGCCCACACGGGGGGCCCCGUCCCGGCCCCGCCCGCCUCUGGCCCCGCCCUGCUGGGCAACAAGGGCGCCGCCUCGGCGGCGGUGCCCACCAUCACCUUCAGCGCCGCCCUGGCCGCCUUCCACCCGCUGGACAGGGGGCCCCACUUCCCGGCCUUCGGCCCCGCGGCCGCCCCGGCCAGGGUCGUCAUGGCGACGGCCGAGGACCCCGAGCGGGAGGCGGGCAGAAUGGAUCCGCACGGGGCCGAGGGCCGGGACGCCGCGGAGCUGCUGCUGUCCCGGGAGAGGGAGGAGAGAGAGAGAGCGCUGGAGAGGCAGAGAGAGCAAGAGGAGAGGGAGAAGGCCCUUGAACGAGAGAGGGAGAAAGAAAGAGAGGAGAGAGAGAAGGCUCUGCAGAGAGAAAGGGAGGAGAGGGAGAAAGCCCUUGAACGGGAGAGGGAGAAAGAACGAGAGGAGAGAGAGAAGGCUCUACACAGAGAAAGGGAGGAGAGGGAGAAAGAACGAGUGGAGAGAGAGAAGGCUCUACAGAGAGAAAGGGAGGAGAGGGAGAAAGCCCUUGAACGGGAGAGGGAGAAAGAACGAGUGGAGAGAGAGAAGGCCCUGCAGAGAGAAAGAGAGGAGAGGGAGAAAGCCCUUGAACGAGAGAGGGAGAAAGAACGAGUGGAGAGAGAGAAGGCUCUGCAGAGAGAAAGAGAGGAGAGGGAGAAAGCCCUUGAACGGGAGAGGGAGAAAGAAAGAGAGGAGAGAGAGAAGGCUCUACAGAGAGAAAGGGAGGAGAGGGAGAAAGAACGAGUGGAGAGAGAGAAGGCUCUGCUGAGAGAAAGAGAGGAGAGGGAGAAAGCCCUUGAACGAGAGAGGGAGAAAGAACGAGUGGAGAGAGAGAAUGCUCUUCAGAGAGAAAGAGAGGAGAGGGAGAAAGCCCUUGAACGAGAGAGGGAAAAAGAACGAGAGGAGAGAGAGAAGGCCCUGCAGAGAGAAAGGGAGGAAAAAGAAAAGGCUCUGGAGCGGGAGAGGGAGGAGAAGAUGAUGCUGGAGAAGGAGAGGGAGAGCCGCCUGCCUCCGUGGAAACGGGGCCGCGAAUUUGGGGCUCUCACCUCCUCCGCCACGCCCAUCCCGGGCCUGUCCGCUGUGGCUGGGAACGCCCCUGAGGUGGAGAGGGAGGAGCCUGCCGCAGGCCCGCCCCCGACCCAGACGGCCAGCAAGCCCGCCGAGAGCCAGCCCUCCACCCCCCUGUCCCCCCAGCCCUCCUCCAAGAAGUUCCGCUUCCUGCGGGACACCCCCUUGCCGUCGUCCCCCGCCUCCGCCACCCCGCUCAUCAAGAGGCCCCGCACCUUCUCCGACACGCCCCCCGCGGAGGUCCCGCCCUUACCCGCCUCCUCCCCCAGCAGGCCCGGCCCGGGCGCGGAGGGGGCCGGCGGGGGCGAGCGCGCCGCCGUCCCGGGCGCGGCUCAGAGGGAGGGGCUCCUCCAGACGGGCUCUCUGCCGGCCGCCGGGGGCGAGCACCCGCUCACGGCCACGCCCCAGCCGACGGGCGCCGCCGGGCCGGCCCGCCCCGAGGGCGCGUCCACGGAAGCCGGAGCCCCCGCCGGGGCGUCCCAGCCGGGGGAGGGGCAGCGGGCCGACCCAGGGAAGCCCGAGGAGGAGAGAGCCCGGAAACCGACGCAGGGGGCCGUCACCGGGCCCGUCCUGCCCCCCUCACCGCCUCCCGAGGAGAACGAAUCGGAGAGGGGCCCAGACCGGGAGCGGGCCCCGGCCCGGGACCGGGACGGGCGCUCCUCGCCUUCUAGCGACUCCUCUUCCUCUGAUUCCGACUCUGCCUCAUCUUCCUCACAUUCCUCCGGAUCGUCUUCUUCCUCAGAGGACAAGUCCCACUCUGUUCCCAGAAGCAGGCGGUCUGCCAGCGGUCGGCGCGACUCGGAGGAGGACCCCCCCACAGCCCCGCCCUUCAAGAGGACAGGAGCGCACCUAGGCAAAGCAGGAAGCGGCGCAGCCAAUGAGGGGGAGAGCCACAGCAAGAGGCCGUGCCUGGGGAGAGGAGGAGAGAAACAUGAGGAGAAAAUGGAAGAAGAGAUGGAAGGAGCUGAUGAAAGACAACGCCCCGCCAGGGAGGUGAAGCAGGCAGCCAUGUCGGAGUCGCCGGGCCCUGAGUGUGAUCAGGCCCCAGAGAGCAGUGAGGGCCGCGCGGAGGAGAGCACCACGCCAAAGGCAUUCACUGCCCGCAAGAUCUCCCUGGCCACAGUCACUAAGCCACCCCCAGGGGCCCCGGCGGGCAGCGUAGGGGCGUCGGCGCCCGCACCGGCCCCCCAGGGGGAGGCGGAGCCUGGGGGCCCCGGCGGGCGGAAGCGGAGGUGGGGAUCCAGCACUGCCGUCACUGCCAAGAAGCCCUCCAUUAGCAUCACCACAGACUCCCUGAAGUCUCUGAUCCCGGACGUGAAGCUGGCGGCGGGGCCCGGCGGCCAGGAGGCCGUGGUGGAGCUGCACCCGGAGGAGGGCCGGCUCUCCGAGGACGAGGAGGAGGCCGGCGAGCGGGGCGAGGUCGGCGACCAGGGCCAGGACAAGGACCUGAAGAUCCGCCGCACCGUCACACAGGUCGUCCACGCUGAGACCCAGGAGAACGGGCAGAAAGAACCGAAGAGGGUCGACGAGGAAGAGGAGGAGGAGGAGGAGAGAGAGGCAGAAACAGAGAGGGGGAACAAGGAGGACAAGAACGGCAGCGGCAGCAGCAGCGGUGGCAGCAGCUUGGAGGUCGCCAUGGAGGUUCAGACCCCCUCAGCGUCCCGGGAGGUGGAGCUGAAGAAAGUUACCCCCAGUGACACGCUGGUGCGCCGCUCCAUCAGCCAGCAGAAAUCGGGCGUGUCCGUCACCAUCGACGAUCCCGUCUGCUCCGCCCGACAGCCCUCGCCCCCCCGGGGCAAAAUCACGAACAUCGUCCACGUCUGCAACCUGGUGCGUCCCUUCACUCUGGGCCAGCUGAAGGAGCUGCUGAACCGGACUGGGACCGUGGUGGAGGAGGCGUUCUGGAUCGACAAGAUCAAGUCGCACUGCUACGUCACUUAUUCCACUACGGAGGAGGCCGUGGCCACCCGGGCCGCUCUGCACGGAGUGAAGUGGCCCCAGAGUAACCCCAAAUUCCUCAGCGUGGACUUCUGUGAGCAGGACGAGCUGGAUUUCCACCGGGGGCUCCUGACGGCCGAACGCCCGGGGGAGGAGGAGCGCGGGGGCGGGGGCGGAGGCGGAGGUGGCGGGGCGGCCCCGGCGGGGCCCCCGUCCCUGCUGCCGGAGCGGGAGAGGGGCCCCGGGGGGGGCGUGCGGGACCAGUGGGCGCAGCGGGAGCGGGAGAUGGAGCGCCGCGAGCGGACCCGCGCCGAGCGGGAGUGGGACCGGGACAAGGUGCGCGAUUUCGGCAAGCCCGGGGAGGACCGGGAGGCCGUGGGCCGACGCUCCCGAUCGCGGGACCGGGAGAGGAGGCGCAAGGAGCGGGGCAAGAGCAAGGAGAGGAAGACCGACAAGAAGGAGAAAGCCCCAGAGGAGCCUCCAGCCAAACUGCUGGAUGACCUGUUCUGUAAAACCAAAGCAGCCCCCUGCAUAUACUGGCUCCCCCUCACUGAACAGCAGGCACUGCAGAAGGAGGCGGAGCGUGCCGAGCGGAUGAAGGAGAGGGAGAAGAGGAGGAAGGAGCUGCAGGAGGAGGAGGACCGGAAGAGGGAGGAGGAGCGCAGGGAGCGUGCGAAGGGGAGGGAGAAGGAGGCGGGCGCGGUCGCCGGCGGGGGCGGGGGGGGCAGCGGCACCAGCGCAGGUGCGGUGGGGGCGGGCGGGGGCAGCGGCAGCGGCAGCGGCCGGGGGGCCGACGGAGAGAGGGACAGGGAGAGAGAGAGAGAGAGGGAGCGAGACAGGGACCGGGACAGAGAGAGGGAGCGAGAGAGGGAGCGAGGCCGGGACAGGGACGGGGAUAAGAGGAGGGAGGGGUACCGCAGGCCCGCGGGGCAGGGGGGGGCCAGGCGCUCACGCAGCCGCAGUGACCCCCCACCCCGGGACAGACGCCGCUGAACCGGGGUACGGGGGGGGGGAGGGGAGGGGAGGAGGAGGGGGGCGGGAGGGAGGAGAUAUGAGACUGAACCGGACAGGAUGUAUACACCCCCAAUUCUGAUCACUCUGUUACAGACUGACCAUGUUCAAUGAUUCUCUCUCUCACAUAAACACACACACACACACACACACGCACCUCCACUGACUCUCGCACAGGCACGCGCACACACACUCCCUCUAACAAGUUCACACACCUGAUCGUACGCAGGCUUGCAUGCAGAAUUCCCCAAGCCGGGGUCGUUGCCGUGGCAACGCUCCCAACUGAUGUCUCCCUCUUUCCACGUGGUGACCUCCAAGGAGAGUUAAAAACCACACCCCCCCCAACCCUCCACCCACUCGGUUAGUUGCGAAAAGCCCUCUUUGGCUGGGCCGCUCUGUCACUCAUGCAGAAAGGCAUUGUGAGCCCUCCCCCUCGGGUCCCUUCCAACCGUUGGUGAUUUCUUCGAGAACGCAAACGGUCAUUUCUUUUUUUCAAAUUUCUAAACUGUUUUUGUUUUAAAGUUCACCGAGGUGCCCGGGUCGCAUUUGCUUCUUCUUCUCCGUUUUCAGCUUGAGUGCGUCCGGUUCCCCCCCCCACUCCCCUCUCCCCCCCCACCCAGCCAUGAGCGGCUGGAAGACUAGACCCAAGCCCACCCCCCCCCCCACCCCACCCCUGAUGGGGACUGGCCUCUUCACUGCCUGUGCGUGUAUGGAUCAUCGUUCUCCUUCUCCGGUUCCUCCUGAACCCUCACGUCUUUUCUCCUCUUUAUACACUGCAGGAGUCCCACCCCCCCCAGCCACCCACCCCCUUUCCGCUGUGCCCCGCCCUCGCCCUGCCCUGUCCCGCCAGUGUGUUUUUGCGCGCUCUUUAAAAAUCAGACCGAUCUAUUUCUCUGAGCAAGGUGGGAAUGGGAGGGGGGGGGGGAAACGAGACUGGGGGUGGUCGAGUCUAAUAUUCAUAGAACGAAAGACUGUUUUAAUAUUGUUUUUUUUUAUCUUAUAAUUUUAGUACAAAAACUAAUUUUGUUUUUCUCUUGCUUUUUUUUCCUGUAAGUGCUGAAUGUACAAAGAAUAAAAAGGUAAAGUUUA